AGCAACAAGAACUUUAUUAAGACCAACGCUGUGGAGAACAUCAUGACAGUCCCAAAGAAACCGCAGCCUGUGUAUGCUUAUACCAAGAAGGGAGACAAACAACUGUUGGAGAAAUCUGGUCUCAUCCCAAAAUACAUAAAGAAGAAGGACUAUGGCCUAACUCCAGAGUACCUGCUCCAGCGCAGAGAGGAAGUGAAGAAAGCACAAGAAGAAUAUGACAACUAUGUCAAGGAGCGAAUGAGAGAAGGGGCCAUGAAACAGCUUUCAGGUGAAGAGCGCCACAAUAUCCUGCAGGUAAUCAAAUACAAAUAA
Messenger RNA from Sinocyclocheilus rhinocerous, 312 nucleotides. RefSeq names its product enkurin-like. Lineage: Eukaryota; Metazoa; Chordata; Actinopteri; Cypriniformes; Cyprinidae. The annotation marks the transcript as partial. The transcript has 2 exons. Gene Ontology annotation, cellular component: acrosomal vesicle; axonemal microtubule. Gene Ontology annotation, molecular function: calmodulin binding. The record is from RefSeq and is a predicted model, not a curated record.